AUGGCUUCCUCCCAAGGCAUGGCCGCCUAUGCUGCGCCCUCUCUUUUUCAGCCUCAUCUCACCCGCCAGGCUAUCAGAGAUGCUCACAAGAAGAAGAUUCCUCCGUUGCUGGGAUACUAUGGCGGUAUUGGAUCCACCAAGAUCACGCGCUGGUUGGCACCCCUCGGCUUUGAUGUCGUUUGGGUCGAUUGGGAGCACAGCAGCAUGAACGUGGAGACGAUGACGACCAUCGUUCACGAGGCCAUCUUCAUGAGUCAGGGAAGGACGAUUCCCUUCGUCAGAGUGCCGGGGCACGACCAUGCGUCGAUUGGAUGGGCGCUGGAUGCCGGUGCCAGUAUCAUCGUCCCUCAAGUCGAAACUGUCGAGGAAGCCAAGCACGUGGUAUCAGCGGCCAAAUUCGGGUCCAAGGCGAAGGGCACCCGCUCGGCACCUCCUUUCCGGCUCAUGCGAGGUGUCACAGAUACGACGUUCGAGCCGGGCAGGGAUAUUUACGAGGCAAUGAACCACCAGGCCGCGAUAAUGAUUCAGAUCGAAUCGAGAGCUGGAAUCGACAACCUGGACGCCAUCCUCACCGAAGUGCCUGACAUUGAUAUCGUGUGGCUUGGAUCACUCGACUGCCGUGUAGAGAUGGGCUUGCCCAGCAACAUGGGCCAGGGAGGCGACGAGCCAGAAUGGCUUGCCUACAGGCAGAAGUUCUUCGACAUCAUAGACAAGCAUGACAUGCCCUAUGGCGGCUUUGCUUUCUCCACUCCUCCGUUUGGCACUCCCGAGAGCUUCAAGAAGGCUACAGAGCGCAUGUCAUUCACCAUCAUGGCAGCCGACACUGUGGCGCUGGCGAGCAUGGGCGAGUCGCUGAAGCACGGGCGAGAGCUUGUGGCACCGACGUCGGACAAGAAGGUCAAUGGACAGGCAGUCAACGGUGAGAAGUCGUGA
Messenger RNA from Trichoderma citrinoviride, 933 nucleotides. Its product is annotated as Phosphoenolpyruvate/pyruvate domain-containing protein. Gene Ontology annotation, molecular function: aldehyde-lyase activity. Gene Ontology annotation, cellular component: cytoplasm. The record is from RefSeq and is a predicted model, not a curated record. NCBI's taxonomy places the organism in Eukaryota, Fungi, Ascomycota, Sordariomycetes, Hypocreales, Hypocreaceae. The transcript is spliced from 3 exons. Bases 1 to 933 code for a protein of 310 amino acids.